Cyclopterus lumpus (lumpfish) is the source of this 441-nucleotide messenger RNA. RefSeq names its product wingless-type MMTV integration site family, member 7Bb (gene wnt7bb). Gene Ontology annotation, molecular function: cytokine activity; frizzled binding. The record is from RefSeq and is a predicted model, not a curated record. Bases 1 to 441 code for a protein of 146 amino acids. The transcript is spliced from 4 exons. Lineage: Eukaryota; Metazoa; Chordata; Actinopteri; Perciformes; Cyclopteridae. Gene Ontology annotation, biological process: canonical Wnt signaling pathway; cell fate commitment; positive regulation of JNK cascade. Gene Ontology annotation, cellular component: extracellular region.
AUGAUCAUCUUCUCGUCGCGCAGUGUACUGCUGUCUGUCUAUUACCCACAGAUCUUCCUCAUCCUGACGAGCGGCAGCUACCUGGCCCUGUCCUCGGUGGUGGCUCUGGGUGCCAACAUCAUCUGCAACAAGAUUCCCGGGCUGGCACCUCGCCAGCGGGCCAUCUGCCAGAGCCGCCCGGACGCCAUCAUCGUUGUGGGCGAAGGCGCCCAGAUGGGCAUCAAUGAGUGCCAGUACCAGUUCCGAUAUGGACGCUGGAACUGCUCGGCGCUGGGAGAAAGGACGGUCUUCGGUCAGGAGCUGCGAGUAGUCAGUUUGGGCGGGCAGGCCUGCACUCUGUCUCCCAGCAUGCACGGAACCAAGCCCUGGGACCCAAGCAUGGUGCUUGGCUCCGAGUCCAGACCAGGUUCUGGCAGCGCCGUCUUCGUCCACUCAGAGUGA